AUGGCGCGCUCGUCGCAGAAAUAUACUCCCGUUGGUCAAAAUGACAGCGAGGAUUCUAAUGUGGGUAGUAGUGCGGAGAAUGGUGCAGUAAGCGAUCCAGUUUUACCUCCAAAUCCGCCUGCAUAUCAAGAUGACAGAGCCGAUGACUUCGAGAGGAGCAUGGAGCACUUCGAGUUCGAAGAUGCUGCUCAAACAGAGGAAACGAGCAAGGUUGAGCGGCUGAAGCGAAAAUUCCGGCACUAUGUUGUACUUCCGGUCCGGGAACGCAUCACGGACCCGUUGGCUGUGUUAGUGGCUAUUGUUUCACUAAAGUUCGACUACUACUUGAGUAAGAUAGGAAACCCAUUGAUUCUCAAGCGUUUCGUUUACGUACUGUUCGUGUCGGGUUUUAUCUACUACGUGUCGACCAGUGGGCUUUUACCCAACGGCAAAACCGCUGGCUCCCGAGGAAUGUUUUCGGACCAGGCUCAGCUUAUGGCAUACGCAAAGCAAGCACUUGACAUGUCAAAAAUGGAGAGCGACUUGGAAUUCAUCAGUAGCAUGUCUCACAUGGCCGGCACUAAAGGUGAUCUAGCCGUGGCCCAGUACAUCAAAGAGGCGUUUGCCAAUAACGGGCUGCGGCUCGUAGGAGACGCUGCUUUCGAGACCUAUUUGAACUACCCGGGGAACGCAACUUUGGUAGUGCGCUCAUCGAUCGGGGAAAAUUUGAAUUUGGACCUAACGGACCAAAAUUUCAACCCGUUAAGUGUCGAAGGCGAGGUUCUCGACGCCCAGCUCGUGUAUGGUCAUCUAGGAACCGACCAGGACUUUAAGCUUUUAUCGCAAAACGGUUUGCCAGGUGAAAACACUAUUCUUCUAAUGCGCUACGAUCUUUAUCCCGGAGAACAGGUCUUGCGAGCUCAGGAGCGUGGUUAUAAAGGUAUCAUUUUCGUGUCUGACGGGUAUGGAGACGAGCAAAUAGACAGUGUUCAGCAAGCAUCUGUUCACAAUUUCCGCAUCAGUAUGGGUGACCCCCUUUCCCCUGGCUGGAGUUCUGCUACCAGCAAGCGGCUGACUUUAGCCGAGUCUAGCAUAGUGCCUAAGAUUCCAACGGUGCCCGUCUCGAGAAGGCAAGGUGAAAGUCUUCAAAGGUUACUUGCCCAUAGUCAAGGCGCACAAUUUGAGGAUGGUUGGUACAGUGGUAGCGCAGGUGGCGUAACAGUCGAUUUUUCAUUAAAGCCCGUUGGGAGAAAAGAGCAUGUAACUUGGAGCAUUGUGGGCAAGAUUGAGGGCAGGGAGCAAGAUGACAAAGCUAUAAUCUUGAGCGCUGCUAGGGACUCUGCGUGCACAGGGUGCACUUACCCCAACUACGGCACUGCAACUCUUCUGUCCUUAGUUCAGCUCUUCCAACAGGCAAAGUAUAAAUUUGGUUGGAAGCCUCUAAGGAACAUUUAUUUCAUUUCGUAUGAUGCCUCAGAGUUCGGGCAUGCGGGCGCUACCGAACUUCUGGAGUCCGAGUCACUGAAGAUAAGAGAAGAGAUCUAUGCAUUGCUGGACAUAAGUCAACUCGGUAUUGACCCAGAUGGUCAAAAGCUGAAUAUUCAGUCACAUCCUUUGCUUUUCGAGUUUUUCAAAGACGAAACGUCAAGAACGGGCUUUGAGACCAAUAUUACACACGUCAACCAAUAUGGCGACUGGAGCGCCUACCUGACAAAUGGUAUUCCUGUAGCAAUUCUUUCGGCACCACACAUUUUGGAAAGAAAAUAUCCAAUCUAUACGUGCAAUGACACAUUUGAAAGAUUCUCCAAGCAUAUUAGCAGUGACUUCUGGGAACGAUCUUCAGAGCUCACGCUAUAUGUGCUUCAGACAUGCCUCAGGCUGAUAGACUUGCCAAUGAUUCCAUUUGAUAUUGAAACUUAUGUGAUAUCAUUGGAGCUUCUGCUCCAAGACUUGGAGCGUAGUUCGGUUGCGUUGGAGUUGAAUUUUCAUGAUCUGGUAGAGGCUCUUUCAAGGUGGAAGCGGAUCGGAGAGCGGGUGAAUUCUUGGAUUCGCUCAUGGCAAAAAAUCGUAUUAAUCCAAAAUGAAGGUCUAGAGCCCUCUUUGCUAUCGGUGAAUCGAUGGGCCUGGAACCGACGGCUUUCAAACCUCGAGAAGCGACAUUGUGUUGCUCAGGGUCUUCCAAAUCGGAGUUUCUACAAAAACGUACUUUUCGGGCCUACGCUGAAAAAUCAGGCACCUCACGAUUCUUGGAGUUUUCCAGGGAUCAGAGACGCCAUCACCGAUGGCGACAAACAACGUGCACAGGAUCAAAUAAGCCUUGCUGCUGGUCUACUGCAUAAUUCUGCAGCAUUGCUCUUGGACAAUUCCGAGGAAAACCGAUUACAAUGA
Messenger RNA from Lachancea meyersii CBS 8951, 2367 nucleotides. The record is from the annotation of a GenBank genome assembly. NCBI's taxonomy places the organism in Eukaryota, Fungi, Ascomycota, Saccharomycetes, Saccharomycetales, Saccharomycetaceae.